UCCUUUUCUAGUUUUUGCCUCAUGUGGGAAUGCCAGUAAAAAUUUAAAAAACUGAGUGUUUUCUCAAACAAGCUCUUGGCACAACAUUCCAUGUUUAUUCAGCCGCCGUGGAUCAAGUGGCGAGGCCAGAAGAGAUUAAGGUUAGACUCAAUUUGAAGGAAAAAAUUCUUUUUAUCGAACUGAAAUGACAAAGAAUAGCGUUGGAUACAAUUAGCAAGACCACCUGGGAAGGGAAUUGUGUCUGAAAAACAAAACGCAUUUUGGAGCUGUUGGUAAAAAGAGCUAUUAUCACAGGUGAAGCCGUCUACAACAUCAACUCAUCUUAACCUGAAGAAAUGAUAGUUACUGUCGACUGCACUUGUAAAUGGCUGGCAAGAGUAGCGUUUAUUGUAGUCCUGUCCACUCAAGCAAUACUCUUGGAUAGUUAUUUGGUCGUUUAUUUGAAGAAAUCAUCAGCGCAUGCUUAUAUAGUGACUUAUAUACCAGCAGUUAUCCUGUGGAUUCGAGGGCAGAUCAGUAAUAAAGGCCGUACAGUAGCUGCGGCUGUGUGGUUCCUGUACAUUCUCCCUCUCGCCGGUAUCAUUGGAUGGAUUUUUGAUCAACUUCUACAGAAAAUCGACAAAAAUUCCGCAAUGGAUCAGGGCUUUUUAAAAAACAUUAUUGCGAUGGCAGCUAUGGUUUACUUGUUACUAGACACACAUACUUAUUGUCCAAAGCUUUUUCUGGAUAUAAAUUGGGUGAAGGCAUUCGAUAUUGUGGACUCCGCAGAUUUCGUGGGAAUUCUUCUUACAAAUAACAGUGCUUCUAUUCCAGGUUCUUUUAAAAGAGGGGUAGUAUCUUUUGCUUUGAUAAGUCUGUUGAUAACGACCAUUUCUCUAGUAGCUUUUCAACGCGGCGAGACUGAUAACGAAGACGAUGUUAUCAGUACAAGAGCGAGCAUGCCACUGGAAAUAACGAGACUGCUCUUACAAAUUCUGCUUGUGAAUUUUCCCUUUUUCGCAUUAAGGGUGUUCCUCUGGCACGAAUAUAAAGUUGAGCUGACAGUUUUUGCAUUCAAAAACGUGUUAAUGACAAUAGUUGAUCUGAUAAAGAUUGCAGGACAAGGUUGUGAGAGUCGAGCAUUAGCAACAGCAGACACAGACGAGGCUGUAAGUACAGCUGGCUCGAGGCGAUCGAGAAAAAACAGUAACAUCUUAAUAGAUUUGUAACAAUGUCACGAUUUUUAACUUUAACAAUUUUCAAGAAAUUUGCAAGCUGGAUACCGUUAGUAGGUCACGUGACAAAUCACGUGAAUGUAUCAGAGAUUAAUUGAAAUAUCGAUAUUUCGUACCAAACCUCGUAUCUAUCAAUUCAAAAAGAUACCCAUUAUAACCAAGACAAGCUCAAGUCUGCUGCAAGUAUUAGAAAUAGCGAUUUGCAAUGCAUGUGGUGUAUGCAUUGGUAUAAGUCAAAGGAAUGCAACUUAAUGUUUGGGCCAGUGUGAACACUGAUAAUUAAAGUUAAUAACUACUUAUUUAGCUGAGCACAAGGUCUGUACAAAGAAAUAUCAGACUGAGGUCAUAAAUGUAUGGACCAAGCCAUAGGCUAGGUCAAUGCAGAAAAGACCAUAGUGUAAUAUUCUGCCCCAUCUAUUGUUAAUAUUAAGGUAUGCAAAGGCAGCUCUGGCCUGGAACAAAUCCUGGCCAGAGAGCGAUAAAUGGGACAGAAUGUGGAUCAAC
Molecule: messenger RNA, 1718 nt
Organism: Actinia tenebrosa (Australian red waratah sea anemone)
Lineage: Eukaryota; Metazoa; Cnidaria; Anthozoa; Actiniaria; Actiniidae
Source: RefSeq, a predicted model, not a curated record